AUGCCAAGUUAUGCAAAAUUCAUGAAGGACAUCUUGGCAAAGAAGAGGAAGCUGGAGGAAUAUGAGACAGUAGCUCUAACCCAAGAAAGUAGUCAAUACUACCUCAACAAGUUACCGCCAAAGCUAAAAAAUCCAGGGAGUUUCACUAUUCCUUGUACUAUUGGUAACCAAUAUGUAGGUAAUGCAUUACUAGAUUUAGGCUCAAGUAUUAACCUUAUUCCUAAGAGAAUUUUCAGGAAGCUUGGAAUAGGAGAGGCACGUCCAACCACUGUUACGUUGUUGAUGGCUGAUAGAUCAAUAACUUAUCCAGAAGGAAAAAUUGAAGAUGUGUUGGUAAGAGUGGAUAAGUUCAUUUUUUUCGCUGACUUUAUUGUUCUUGACUUUGAAGCAGAUAGGGAAGUACCCAUCAUUUUGGGAAGAGCAUUCUUAGCCACUGGACGAGGAGUGAUUGAUGUUGAGAAAAGAGACUUAACCAUGCGAGUCAAUGAUGAGCAAGUUACAUUCAAUGUACUCAAAGUAUGA
Gastrolobium bilobum is the source of this 522-nucleotide messenger RNA. RefSeq lists its product as uncharacterized. The record is from RefSeq and is a predicted model, not a curated record. The transcript has a single exon. The coding region runs from base 1 to 522 and encodes 173 amino acids. NCBI's taxonomy places the organism in Eukaryota, Viridiplantae, Streptophyta, Magnoliopsida, Fabales, Fabaceae.